Solea solea (common sole) is the source of this 3402-nucleotide messenger RNA. RefSeq names its product nemo-like kinase, type 1 (gene nlk1). The transcript has 13 exons. NCBI's taxonomy places the organism in Eukaryota, Metazoa, Chordata, Actinopteri, Pleuronectiformes, Soleidae. Gene Ontology annotation, biological process: intracellular signal transduction; protein phosphorylation. The coding region runs from base 554 to 1981 and encodes 475 amino acids. Gene Ontology annotation, cellular component: cytoplasm; nucleus. Gene Ontology annotation, molecular function: ATP binding; MAP kinase activity. The record is from RefSeq and is a predicted model, not a curated record.
CCGCCAUCACUCCAGGCUAGCCUGUUAGCUUCAGCUGCCGCCGCUGUAAGUGUCCAGAGCCGCGGCUGCUUCACGUUAACCGUCACUGUAACGCUGUCUGUUGAACGCACCGAGUGGACCGAACUCUGUCCAGUAAACAAAACAACCCGCCGUAAAGUGCUCCUUGGAGGCGUAGUUUGUGACGUGAUGGACAGCUAACUGGUGGCUAACGAUCCGGCUAGCUCCAGGAGCCGGAGCUCCGGUGACGGACGUUCUCUGGUGCUGCUUCUCGUGCCCGUGGACUCGUCGAUUUAACCGCGUUCGCUUUGAUUUGGAGUCGUCGCUGACGGUACCUGUUAGCGGUUAGCUGUUAGCUGAGUGAAUGAGCGGUUCGACUGACCCGGUUAAGAACCGCAAAAACCCAGGUGGUGAGGAUGACGGCGAUAAUGGGUCAUGCUGAGUGAGGGUCGGCAUUUCCUCCGUGCCUAACGCAGCAGAAGCAGCAGCAGCAGCAGCAGCAGCAGCCUGGUACCGUCCAAUCAAAGCGGACUCUCUGGGGGUUCGGUGGUGGAGGAUGGCAUUUCACGGCGCGGGCCGACAGAACGUCUGUGGAGACCUGUUCCCAGGCUCUGACCUGGGCCACAAGUAUUUCUGCGUCAACUCCUCCUGCGGAGCCCCCUCUACCGGCCUCAGCGCCACGCCGUGCCUGACCGCACCCACCGCGCCGGCCGGGACCCCUCGUCACCCCACGGCUCUUGGAGGAAGCACGGGUGGCGGAGCGGCGGUGCCUCAGCCUUACAGCAACCCGGCCAGCGAGGUGCCCAGCCCCGCAGAGAUGGAGCCGGACCGGCCCAUUGGUUACGGGGCGUUUGGUGUCGUGUGGUCAGUGACUGAUCCCCGUGACGGACGCAAGGUGGCACUGAAGAAGAUGCCCAACGUCUUCCAGAACCUGGUCUCCUGUAAGAGGGUCUUCAGAGAGCUGCGGAUGCUGUGCUUCUUCAAACACGACAACGUUUUAUCAGCGCUGGACAUUUUACAGCCUCCACAAAUCGACUGCUUUGAGGAAAUCUACGUGAUAACAGAGCUGAUGCAGAGCGACCUCCACAAAGUCAUCGUGUCUCCUCAGCCUCUCACCACCGACCACAUCAAGGUCUUCCUCUACCAGAUCCUCCGAGGUCUGAAGUACCUGCACUCUGCUGGGAUCCUGCACAGAGACAUCAAACCUGGAAACCUGCUGGUCAACAGCAACUGUCUGCUCAAGAUUUGUGACUUUGGGUUGGCGCGGGUGGAGGAGCCUGACCCGUCGCGUCACAUGACUCAGGAGGUGGUGACUCAGUAUUACAGAGCGCCUGAGGUGCUGAUGGGCUGUCGGCACUACGGCUCGGCCAUCGACGUGUGGUCAGUGGGCUGCAUCUUUGCAGAGCUGCUGGGACGACGGAUCCUCUUCCAGGCUCAGAGCCCGAUUCAGCAGCUGGACCUGAUCACAGACCUGCUGGGAACUCCGCCUCUGUCGGCCCUGUCCAUGGCCUGUGAAGGAGCCCGAGCUCACAUCCUGAGGGGGCCACACAAACCGCCGUCGCUGUCGGUGCUCUACAUGUUAUCAGACGGAGCGACACACGAGGCCGUGCACCUGCUCUGUCGCAUGUUGGUCUUUGAUCCGGCUAAAAGGAUCUCUGGCAGCGACGCCCUGUCUCACCCGUACCUGGACGAAGGGCGUCUGCGUUACCACACCUGCAUGUGUCAGUGCUGCUACUCUGUUCCCAGCGGCCGAGUUUACACGCGGGACUUUGAGCCGGUGGCCGAGCGUCCGUUCAGCCACAGCUACGAGAACAGUCUGCUGUCCGUGUGGCAGGGAAAAGAGUUAAUCCACCGCUUCAUCACGGAGCAUCAGCAGGGCAAACGUGUGCCGCUGUGCAUCAACCCGCAGAGCGCCGCCUUCAAGACCUUCAUCAGGUCCACGGCGUGGCACUCGUCCAAGGUUUCCAGGAAGGAGGAGAGAUGAGCAGAUGAUUCCGAGCACUUUGUUCGUCUGCUUCUCCGUUCUUUAAAAAAACAAUAAAACAAAGUGUUUGAGGAGAUUUAAGGAAGAAAAAAAAAAAAGAAAAAAAGAAGAAGCUCCCUCUGAAAGUCCUCAAAUCUUUUUCCCGACAAACGAUUCCUGACAUUGAAGAAGUGUCGUUAAUCUCCUGCUAGGAUUCUGACGCUCGACCAGGUUUUCGGUGCUGGAUUAUAAAAGUUUUUUUUUUUAAACGCUGCUCGAGGACGAGCGAGACGGAGAGAAAGACGUUUCAUUCUUUAUCCACUUUGAUUUUUGGUUUUGAGUCAUUCCAGCUCUGUGCAAUAAGGUUCAACAGCAAGGCAAGGCAAGGAAGAUCCCACUGAGGAACCGGAUCAUCCUCAUCUUCAUCUUCAUCAGGAUAUAAAAUCACCUUUUCAGAAAGCGUCGCUCACUGUGUUCCCGCUGCUCUCUGCCUUUGUGCGUCGACGCAGCGCUAAUAAUGCAACGUAACAGAUGUAGCAGGUUUUAACCACGCCCACUCUCCUCUGACAGUGUUUUUUUUUUACUGCGACUUCUUCCGUACGAGACGGAGACGACAGCUGGACGUCGGAAAGGAAAAGUCGGGAACAGGAUUAUUCCUUCUGUCUUCAUCGUUUUAAAACCCGUGUUUUGCCAAAACUAGAAAAGUUUAGCUGCUUUGUUUUUUUUGUGGUUUCUUUGUCGACCUCCACGUGUAACAUCCAACCUCAGCGUGAACCCAUGAACCUGUGAACACAUGAACGCGUGAACACACCUUUCAUGUUUCCCUGCUGAGCGUCAGUGGAGAGGAAGAGGAAUCAUUUUUCCUGUUUUCCUGUAAAUUUCUUAAUUUAUUGAGUGUUUGUUGAAGAGUGUAUGUCUCCGCCCCCUCCAUCAUCCCCACCACUUUCACUCCGCCCCCUCUCAGUGUUUGUGGGAUUUGUGUUCGGGGAAAUCCUCCAUUCAUGUCUGAACCGCUGUUAUACCUCGUUUUAGCAUCGCGCUGAGUCGCUCUCGCCACGCUGAGUCAUUCUCGCCGAGUCGCUCUCGCCGCGCUGAGUCGCUGUGAGGUUUGAAAAUAACCAUGUUGUCCAUGAAAUGCUGCUGUUUUGUUUUUUAGUUUGGGGCUCAGGUGUCAGCUGUCAAUGAUCAGUGUUGAUAUGAGAGAUAAACAGUCUGGGAUGCUACACUGUAAAAACAGAUGCUGUUGUAUCUGCGGAGGUUUGCGAGGAGAUGAUUGAUAGUUACCUGUCGACGCCCACUUCACUACAAGCUAUUCAAACAGAAUCACUGCGGAUUUAAGUUUUUUUGUUUGUUAUUUUUAAUGAAAAAAAGCUUAAAUUUUAGAAGUAGGUUAGAGAAAUGUGCUUUGUUUUUAUUUCAAAAUAAAAGUGGUUCCCAACGGC